This is a messenger RNA of Parnassius mnemosyne (clouded apollo), 1707 nucleotides long. The record is from the annotation of a GenBank genome assembly. NCBI's taxonomy places the organism in Eukaryota, Metazoa, Arthropoda, Insecta, Lepidoptera, Papilionidae.
AUGACAUGUGAAGCAUUUUUUGAAUAUGUUGCCGAUAUAUUUUAUCCUUGGUUGAUUAAGAAUAAAAUAGCAUUACCAGUUAUUCUCUUUGUUGAUGGGCACAUAUCUCAUUUAUCAUUUCAAACUAGCCAGUUUUGUGAAGAAAAGGGAAUCGUGUUAGUGGCACUUUAUCCUAACGCAACCCAUUUAAUUCAACCCAUGGAUGUGGCAGUAUUUAAACCACUAAAGGAAGCAUGGAGGAGGCGUGUACAAAUUUGGAGGGUUGAUAAAAUAAAAAAUGAUGAGCCUCACGUACUUAAGAAAAAGGAUUUCGCUAAGUUAUUACACGAGGUAAUGGAUAAUACCAUAACUAAAUCAAUUUUGGCAAAUGGCUUCAGGAAAUGUGGCUUAUUUCCGUGGAACCCGCUGGAGGUAAAAGUCCCAGUUGCGAAUGAGAGAAGCAAAAUUCAGGACGAUAGUAAACAAAUUCAUUAUCUGAAAAGGGGCUUACAAUUUUUAAACGAUAAUAUUAAUCCUGAAAAACUAGAAACUUUUGAAUCAAUAUUGGGAGAAUGGUCCGGCGAUUUGGUUGAUUUAUCGUUAUUCAAUUUGUGGAAAAAAACAAAAGAUGAACUGAAAAUGCUACAACAAUUUAACCAAACUAACGGUUCUACAUUAAAAGAGGUUGGAUCGUUAGGUGUUACCGUGGAUGAUUGCCUAAUAUCUGAUCCGCAUCUUGUAGGAUUUGGUUCAUCAGCCAUCACCGGUAUAGACAAUCUACUUCAGCUGGCAACGGAACAGUCAGCCUCUAGUAAUACUGAUGGUGUUUUGGAAACUACAAUGGAGUCAUCAGCAACAGCGAUGCCUAUUACUAUUGGUGACGAGGUGCUAAUGCCAAUAUCAGGAUCGCCAGCAAUUAGCAUUGCUGACGGUAUAUAUGAUACCACUCUACAUCAAUUAGACAUCACAGCUCCUGACGGUAUGCUUGAAAUGAUUCCAGAAUCUUCAACUAACGCUGUUGUUGAUGGAUUAAAUUCCGGUAUAUACAGUGUUGCUAGCACUUCUGACGCUGUACCAAAUAAUGUACCUAGUCCCUUUAAGAAACAUUUCUUUUACAAAACUAACAACAAAAAGGACACACCUAAAACACGUCUUAAAGAAAGAAUACCUACUAUAGUUUCAGGAAAAACUUACCAGGAAUAUUUACAGAGGAAAUUGGAGCAAAAAAAAGAACUUGAGCGACUAAAAAUAGAAAGGGCUGCUGAAAAGCUAAGAAAGAAAGAAGAGAAAGUGUCACUAAAGAAAGUCAAGGCCCUCAAAAUAAUAAAACAUACCAAAAUAAAGCGGGUAAAGAAAAAUCUCCGAUUCUCUUCGUCAAGUUCUGACUCGAAUGCUGUGGUCUCUUCAGGAGAAAGUGUGAAAGAGUCAGAAAAUGACACUGAUCAAGAAUCUAUCAUUGUGGGUUUGAAACCUCCUCAAAGAGUAGAUGGUGAAUUUGUCAUAUUUAAGUACGAAAAUAACUUUUAUCCCGGGAAAGUACUAAAAGCAAUGAAAAAAACAGCUACAAUCUCAUCGAUGAAAGCAAAUGGUCGGUUGUGGAAAUGGCCGGAUCAUAAAGACGUGCUUGACUAUCCUUGGGAUGCAGUAGUUGCUCAUAUAGAAGAACCAAGAAAGACCAGUUCAACGAGAAAUGUAUUUGAUGUUCCAGAGAUACAUUCCUUUAUAUAA